Messenger RNA from Aureobasidium pullulans EXF-150, 2259 nucleotides. Its product is annotated as nucleolar protein 10. Gene Ontology annotation, molecular function: protein binding. Gene Ontology annotation, biological process: maturation of SSU-rRNA from tricistronic rRNA transcript (SSU-rRNA, 5.8S rRNA, LSU-rRNA). The transcript has 2 exons. The coding region runs from base 1 to 2259 and encodes 752 amino acids. Gene Ontology annotation, cellular component: nucleus; nucleolus; small-subunit processome. Lineage: Eukaryota; Fungi; Ascomycota; Dothideomycetes; Dothideales; Saccotheciaceae. The record is from RefSeq and is a predicted model, not a curated record.
AUGAAGUUGUCAAAUCCUUCGGCCGUGCCCGUCUACACAAUCUCGGGCUCAGCGACAGCUCGCCCUCUCCCGGAAUGGCUCGCGCGACAGAGAAAGCGCAGUCUGAAGCAAGACCCGGAGUGGGCAAACAGAGUCGAGCUGCUGCAAGACUUUGAGUUCGAAGAGGCCUCGCAGUGUGUGAGGGUCAGUGACGACGGUGAAUGGGUCAUGAGCACAGGAACAUACAAGCCGCAGCAACACGUCCACUACCUUCCGCAUCUGUCGCUCUCGUACGCGCGCCACACCGACUCGCUCAACCAGACCUUCCUCCUCCUCUCGUCCGACUACUCCAAGUCGCUGCAUCUGCAGACGGACCGCACCCUCGAGUUCCACACGCCUGGUGGCAUGCACUACCGCACACGUAUCCCCCGCUACGGUCGCGACCUCAAGUACAACAAGCGCGCCGCCGAAGCCUUGAUCCCGGCCUCCGGAGUCAAUCAGGAUGGAAUGGGAGAAGUCUACCGCCUCAACUUGGAGCUGGGAAGGUACAUGAAGGGCUACGAGGUCGAUGUUGGAGGCGACGACUGGACAAGCUCGGGCGCAGGCGCUCUGCAGGGCGGCAUCAACACGGGCUGCGUCAACACGGCCGCCAUCGCCGAAGACUCACACAACCUCCUCGCUUUCGGUACUUCGAUUGGCACCGUCGAAUUCUGGGACUCACGUUCGCGCAGUCGCGUUGGCCUCCUCCAAUCUCCCACACAAUCCCAAGACCAGCGCCCGCAAGUCACCGCCCUCGAAUUCCACCGCUCCGGCCUCAACCUGGCAACCGGCGACUCUGACGGCAUCGUCCACGUCUACGACCUCCGUUCUCCCAUGCCCCUCCUCACAAAAGACCAAGGCUACGGCUACGCCAUCCAAACCCUCAAGUACAUGUCGCCUACCUCGACCCAAGUCCAAUCCGAGAAGCUCAUGUCGGCCGACAAGCGAAUCAUCAAGAUCUGGGAGGCCAGCAACGGCAAUCCUUGGACCAGUGUCGAACCCGCCGUCGACCUCAACCAUGUCGAAUGGUGCAAGGACAGUGGUAUGCUUCUCACCGCAAACGAAGGUCGCCAACAACACUCCUUCUUCAUCCCUCAGCUCGGCCCUGCUCCCAAGUGGUGCUCUUUCCUGGACAACCUCGUCGAAGAAAUGGCCGAAGAUGCCCAAGACCCGUCAGCCUUCAACGCAGGCGCUCAAGAGACUGGCGCUGUCUACGACAACUACAAGUUCUUGUCAACUCAACAACUCCGCGAACUCAACCUCGACCACCUCGUCGGCACCACCUCCCUUCUCCGCCCCUACAUGCACGGUUACUUUGUCGCCCAGAAGCUUUACGAACAGGCCCGCCUCAUCAGCAACCCCGACAUGUUCGAAGAACAACGCGCAAAGUCGAUUGCCGAGAAGAUCAACAAGGAGCGCGAGUCUCGCAUCCGUGGAAACAAGCAAGCAAAGGUCAAGGUCAACAGGAGAUUGGCGGAAAAGAUGGCAGCAAGAGAAGAAGCAAACGAGCGUCGCAAGGCCAGACGUGUCUUGCGCCAAGGUGGAGACGACCCUCAACCACAGGCAGGAGGAGAAGAGGAGGAGGAAGAUGCAGACAAGCCGGCCAGAGGUGUUCUCGGCGACGACCGUUUCGCUUCUCUCUUCCAGGACGAGGACUUCGAGAUCGACGAGCAAUCCCGCGAAUUCGCCCUGCACAACCCUUCGACAGUACCAGUUGCAAAGGAUGCCGAACGCAAGCGUGGUCUCACCGCUGUCGAAGAAGAAGCCAACCAGUCGGUUCACGGCUCAUCAGACUCGGAAUCAGAAAGCGACGUCGACGAUGCCGCAGCAGAGAGACAACAACGUGGUGUCCAACGCCGUAAUGACCGCGGCGAUGACAACACUGUCGACAAGAACCGCAUCUCGUCGACCAACUACCGCAAGUCCGGCCACAAGCCGAAACAACCGCAAAUGUCCGUCUCAUCCUCACAACCCAAGAACAAGAACGCGAAUGCCAACCGCCGCGACCGCUCCUUUGGCACUCUCGCCCAAGGUCUCAGGGAUCAACCCAAGAGCAGUAUCAGACAAGGUGGUGUCGUUGGAGAAAAGGAGGUCACUUUCGCCCCGCAAAAGGUCACGAAGAAGCCUCAGAGGCGGAGAGACGACUUUGGUGGUGGUGAUGUCGAUGAUGGUACUGGAAGAAAGAUUCCCAGAGGCAAAGAGAGGAGAAGUGCCAGUGGAAAUGUGUUUAGAGGCAUGUAA